AUGUCACUUCUAGACCCGGUCGUGGAUCCGAGCAAUUUCCGGAUACAGUUGCCCGCAGAACUGUAUCUCGAUAUUGCUGAAUGGCUUGGCAAGGAAUUGCAGGAGACAACGAAGCCGAUGUACUCGGCGACUACUGACGACGACGACGAUGACGAGGUUGUCAGGGACUUGACGAGGAUAGGGACCAUCAUAUCGAAGGUUCGGGAGAUGCAUCCCACAAUGGCCAUGCUCAACGCGGGCAUGGUCAACAAAUACUACCACCAAACCAUCACCGGGAUUACUCUCCGAUGGGAUGCGACGAGCGAAAACCCCAGAGCCAUCUACCACGCCGCUGUGCACAACCACGCGAAUCUCCUCCGCCAGGCCCUAGAGCAGCCGGGGGCCAAACCAGAUUUCACACCAUACGGCCAUCGUCUUCCUUCGUGGACACCCCUGAUGGUGGCCGCAUCGAAAGGCUACGCCCAAGUCGUGGACCUGCUUCUGCAAAAAGGUGCCAACGCUGCGCUCAGCUUCGCCUGUAAAGCCUCGGCCAAAUGGAAACCACGUCCUUUUGUUCAAAACCUCGAGUCUAUGCCCGAGCAUUCGUUGAACGAAGACUUGUUGGACAAGCCCACGCCCCUCCACGCCGCCAUGCUAGCUCCUCAAAAUGCAUUAGUAAUGUCCAAAAACAUCAUUGCGUCUCUCCCACCACGGUUCUUAAGUAAGAUUGCUGAUCCGGCUGGGCUCUUCCUUGCUGUUGCUGUUGCUCAAAAUCACCUCGAGUUGGUGGAUAUGUUAAUCAACCGAGGCGCAGACUUUGAUCAUGGGGGCCUGACGAUCCACGAGAUGAGUCUUCCGGUGCUUCACCACGCCAUCUCCGGUGAGAUGGUUCUCAAGUUGACCCUAUCUGGCGCGCCGCUGCAAACUCCCCCUCAGGUCGGUCUCAAUGCUCUCCAUGCUGUCUGUCUCCGUCAGACAGAUUGCUCUACGGCAAUCAGAGAGCUCGUCCGGCAGGGCGUCAACGUGAACGAGGCCACAGCAGGCGCAGAUCAGCGACCAGCUCUUCUCGUCAGCCACCCGGCGCUUCUCGGGAGAAUCCCUCAGACGGCUCUCAGCCUCGCAUGCAGGCAGCUCAACGUCGCUCACAUCCAGACGCUACUCGAACUAGGCGCUCACCCGCUUGGAGCUUGUCCUGGAAUCAAAUCUAGCGAGAACAUGAACAACGGUGAGUUCUUCAUGGUGACACCGCUUCACGAUGUGUUUCUUCCGGAUGAUUCGGCCUCUAAUCUGCAAGCCAGGAGCCCGGGGGGACUAGGUCUCGCCAUGAAAGCGGCUGUUCAUUUGCUACUGAGUCAUCCUAUGGGCUCUCAUGCACUAUCAUGUUAUGGGAAUGUUCGCCUCGGGCAGCCUGAUGUAGACGUCAUGGCCAAAAUUUCGCAACGAUACUGGGUCGAUGCCUCGAUCCUUGAAGUACCCGACUUUGGUGACUACACUCCGCUCCAGCUCUUCUUCAUACAUCCGUUCGUGGACGAUCCCGAUAUCCCACAAGCAAUGUUCGACUUGUCAGAAGAUGGUACGGAGCAGAUUAACAGCGUGAUAGAGCCGUACUACACUACGCCGCUCCUGGCUCUCCUGGGCCACCGCUUCAACCACGCACUCGGUGACGCAAACUUUUACCGGCCUAGACUGGUCGAGUGGAUCCUGCAACACGGCGCCGACCCGAACAUCGCGGACAGGGAAGGCUUGACGCCCCUCCACUAUGCAGUCUUUUGGCUCGAUGCCCGGGCCGUUGAGCUCCUGAUUCAAUACGGCGCCAGGGUCGACCCCAAGGACGAGCUCAAAGUCAUCGAGGUCCUCUUUGGCCGCGUGUACAGCAAGGAACACCAAAACAACCGCGUCGUCCACCGGAGCGCGUGGAAGCAGAUGGUGAAGCUGGUCGACGAGCACGCGCCGACAAUGCAUGGCGUCCGCAGCUGCAUCAAGCGCUGGCAGCCCGACACGCCGCUGCCCGCGUGUACCUUUCCCCACUUUGAGGCCAAGUUUUCGCACGCCGCGGCGGACUUGAUGAGGGACGAUGCGGUGCACCCGCAAAUCGUUGCGCGGUGGGGAGGGUUGUACGACGGUCUGCGGGGGGACGCCGACGACCGCAGGAGGAGGAUCUUUGUGGCGCUGGUGCAGGUGCCGCGGGUGCUGCCUUUUGCGAAGCCCAAGGUGACGUACUCGGAGCGGUAUUCUCACGGUUUCGCGCCGAGGAUUGGCACGAUUCGGUACAGCGUCAUGGACUGGGCUAUGGCGACGGACCAGAAUGCUUGGUUUCUGCACGAGAUUGAGAGGCUUGGGGGUAGGAUGGGAGUUCAACUGCCUACGGUUGGUGGCAGUUGA
Colletotrichum orchidophilum is the source of this 2361-nucleotide messenger RNA. RefSeq lists its product as uncharacterized. The coding region runs from base 1 to 2361 and encodes 786 amino acids. The transcript has a single exon. NCBI's taxonomy places the organism in Eukaryota, Fungi, Ascomycota, Sordariomycetes, Glomerellales, Glomerellaceae. The record is from RefSeq and is a predicted model, not a curated record. Gene Ontology annotation, molecular function: protein binding.